Messenger RNA from Camellia sinensis, 2527 nucleotides. NCBI's taxonomy places the organism in Eukaryota, Viridiplantae, Streptophyta, Magnoliopsida, Ericales, Theaceae. The record is from RefSeq and is a predicted model, not a curated record.
CAAGAAGGCACAAAGCUCUCCUCCAUUUGCAAACUCUCUUUUAAAUAACCAUAACAAGAAGGCACAAAGCUCUCCUCCAUUUACAAACUCUCUCUCUCUCUCUCUCUAUUAAGAACAUUGAAAGCAUAAACCUCUUGUUUCUCUGAAUGACCAACCCUAUUUCUUUACCCCUCUACGAACGAGUCGCUCGGAAAAACAACAUAGCUCGAGCUGUCGAACUCAUUAUCCUCUUCCUCCUCCUCUCUCUCUUAGUUUAUCGUCUCCUCUCUUUAAAAGAUCAUGGACUCAAUCAUGGACUCAGUUGGCUCUUAGCGUUUUUGUGCGAGUCAUGCUUCACUUUCAUCUGGCUUCUCACUGUCAGCACUAAAUGGAACCAAGUUGACUACAAAACAUACCCUCAAAAUCUCUUGCAAUGGAAGCCUGAGCUACCUUCAGUAGACAUAUUUGUUACAACAGCAGACCCUAUUCUGGAACCACCUAUCCUGACAGUGAACACGGUGCUAUCCUUGUUAGCAGUAGAUUACCCAGCUGAUAAGUUGGCUUGCUAUGUCUCUGACGAUGGAUGUUCCCCUCUCACCUUCUACUCUCUUCUGGAAGCUUCUAAAUUCGCCCAGCUAUGGGUUCCUUUCUGUAAAAAAUAUUCAAUUCAAGUCAGAGCUCCCUUUCGAUUCUUCUCUUGUGAGCCUGUUUCAUCUCAGGAUGUUUCACCCCAGUUCCAACAAGAUUGGAAAAAGAUUAAGGAUGAAUAUGAACAACUUAGCCAAAAAAUAGAAGAUGCAUCCAAAAGGGACAUGCCUUGUCAACUUAGUGGGAACUUCGCUGAUUUUGCUAAUGUACAACGCAAAAACCAUGCUUCUAUCAUUAAGGUCAUAUGGGAGAACAAGAAAGGCAUUGCAAAUGGAGUGCCUCAUUUAAUCUAUAUAUCCAGAGAUAAACAUCCAAAGCAUUCUCAUCAUUUCAAAGCUGGUGCUAUGAAUGUUCUGGGAAGAGUAUCAGGAGUGAUGACAAAUGCUCCAUUGAUGCUGAAUGUGGACUGUGAUAUGUAUGUCAACAAUCCCCAAAUGGUUCUGCACGCAAUGUGUUUGUUUUUGGGUGCCAACAACAACGAAAGGGACACCGCAUUUGUUCAGUUUCCCCAAAUCUACUAUGAUGGAUUGAAGGACGACCCUUUUGGAAAUCAGUUUGUGGUUUUACAAGAAUGUGUAAUAAGUGGAAUAGUAGGGAUUCAAGGACCAAACUAUUCAGGAACAGGAUGUUUUCAUAGACGAAAAGUUAUUUAUGGCUUAUCACCAGAUGACAAAGAUAUUAUUAAUGGGAAAUUAAGCAAUGAGGCUUUACAAGAAAUCUUUGGAAGAUCAAUGGAACUCACAAAAUCAGCGGCUCAGAUUUUAUCAUCAGGCUUGAAGACUGCUAGUUCACAACAACCACAGCCACAUGAUCUGUCAAAUUCCAUUGAUGCAGCCUACCAAGUUGCUGGCUGCAGCUAUGAGUAUGGUACCCGAUGGGGUAGAGAGGUUGGUUUGAUUUAUGGAUCUACAUCAGAAGAUAUGCUCACAGGACUCACUAUCCAUGGGAGGGGCUGGAGAUCAGCCUAUUGUUCACCUGACCCACCUGCAUUUCUAGGCUGUGCACCCUCUAGUGGGCCGGUAUCGUUGAUCCAAAAGAAGAGGUGGGCCACUGGCCUCCUUGAAAUCUUCUUCAGCCCAAAAAGCCCACUCAUUCUUACCCUCAAAGGGAGCCUCCAGUUUCGCCAAUCCCUCGCCUACAUGUGGAUUUUACUGUGGGGACUACGUUCCUUACCUGAGCUGUGUUACGCUAUUCUGCCAGCCUAUUGUAUCAACACUAACUCACGCUUCUUGCCCAAGGUCGGAGACCCAGCCUUACAGAUACCUGUAGACCUUUUUAUCAUAUACAACCUCUACACCCUGUGGGAGUACCUUCGAACCGGCCUCUCAACCAGGGCAUGGUGGAACAAUCAAAGAAUGUUGAGAGUAACAGCCAUGAGUGCAUGGUUGCUCGGAACUUUCAGUGUUAUACUGAAGCUCUUAGGACUAUCAGACACAGUGUUUGAAGUAACCCAAAAGGACCAGUCAACUGGCAAUGACGACAACGAAGCUAAUGCCGGAAGGUUCACAUUCGACGAGUCCCCAAUUUUCAUACCCGGCACCACUGUUUUGUUGGUGAAUUUGACAGCGUUGGCCGUCAGAUUGUUAGGGUUCCGAUUGGUGGCUAGCAGUGGAGAUGGGUCAGGGGUAGGGGAGGUCAUGUGUAGUGUGUAUGUAGUGUUGUGCUUCUGGUCAUAUUUGAAAGGGCUAUUCGGGAAAGGGAAGUACAGGAUUCCCUUAUCCACCAUAUUCAAGUCAGGGGCCUUGGUAUUAUUGUUUGUGCACUUGUGUAAAUGGACCUCAAUGGGUUGAGCUUUAAGAAGGAAUUGAGUCUUGAAUGAAACUUACUGUUACCAUCCAUUUAUCUAAUGAAAUUAUUGUUUUGCCCUUAAAAAUUAUAAGACGGGCUUUGUAGAACUGCA